Molecule: messenger RNA, 363 nt
Organism: Chrysochloris asiatica (Cape golden mole)
Lineage: Eukaryota; Metazoa; Chordata; Mammalia; Afrosoricida; Chrysochloridae
Product: prothymosin alpha-like
Exons: 2
Coding region: 1-363 (120 amino acids)
Biological process (GO): negative regulation of apoptotic process; positive regulation of transcription by RNA polymerase II
Cellular component (GO): nucleus
Molecular function (GO): histone binding
Source: RefSeq, a predicted model, not a curated record
AUGCGCCUAGUAAGGACUAUGUGCCCCACCAUCUCAAAUGCGACUGUGGACACCAGCUCCAAGAUCACCACUGAGGACUUAAAGGAGAAAACAAUGAAUGGAAGAGAUGUACCUGCUAAUGGGAACACUAACGAGGAAAAUGGAGACACUAAUGAGGAAAAUGGGGAGCAGGAGGCUGACAAUGAGGUAGAUGAGGAAAAGGAGGAAGUUGGGGAGGAGGAGGAGGAACAGGAAGAAAAUCAUGGUGAGGAAGAAGAUGGAGAUGAAGAUGAGGUCAAGGCAGCUACAGGCAAAUGGGCAGCUGAAGAUGAUGAGGAUGAUGAUGUUGACACCAAGAAGCAGAAGAUGGACAAGAAUGACUAG